AUGCCCUUGUGGCACGUGUCUCCCGCAGACGCGUGGCUCGUGUCGGAGCUCUUCUCGCAGACGCCGCAGAGACUGUCCUUCUACAGCUGGUAUGGCAGCACCAGGCUCUUCCGCUUCCACGUGCCCUCCGACACCGUCCUGCUGCGCUGGUUGUUGCAAGUGUCCCGGGGCAGCGGGCCCGCGUGCUCAGACACAGAGAUCACGGUGUACUUUCGCUACGGCGCCCCACCGGUCACCAACCCUCUGAACACCAGCUUCCCUGACCACACGUCUGCACCAGCCUCCUUCCACUUGAGGCUGCGGCUCAGCGCCUCGCUGCAGAGCAACACCUCCAUCAACGUCUCCCACCCCGCUCCCGGGGACUGGUUCUUGGCGGCCCACCUGCCCCCCGCGCCCCAGAAGAUCCAGGUGAAGGGCUUCCUCCCCUCCUGUGCCUACGCCUUCCAGCCGGACCUGCUGGUGCUGCGGGCCACCGAGGUCUCCGUGCUGGAGCCAGCCAUGCCCCUCCCCCAGACCCUCUUCCUCUCACGCCCCAGCUACCUCAAGGUCUUCAUCCCUGAAUAUACAGAGGAGCUGCUGCUGGAGCUUCAGGGCUGCGUGUCCAAUGGGAGCCAGGCCUGCCCGGUGCGCCUGCUCGUGGGCUCAGCCACCCUGCCAGGCGACUUCCAGAGGGUGCUUAGCUGUAGCGGCCACCCCCAGUCCUGCCACCUGAGGCUGCGCUCCCCACCCUGGGAACGGUGGCUGCAGGUGACAGCAGAGAGCUUGGCAGGUCCCCGUGUCCUGGUGGCCUUCAGCGUUGUGGCCACCCUCACAGCUUGCAGGCCUUGGACCGUGAGCGCCCAGCACCUCCUACAGGCCACCCUCAACCAGACCCGAAAUGCCUCCAACGGCCCCUGGGACCCCAUCCGAGGCACUGGGCUGGGGAGCGGCGGAGCCUCCCUGUUGAACUACCCCAUGCUGCGAGAGGACGUGGACAUGCUGGGCGUGCGCUUCCGACCGCUGGACAGGGCCUCAGUGCUGGUUCAGUCCGAAAUGCCCUCUGUGCUGCGGCUGUACCUCAACACAGGCAUGGACAGCGGGGGGUCGCUCACUAUCACUCUGCUGGCCAACAAGACCACGGUCAAGAACAAUACCCUGGUGGUUGCCUGUGUGAACGCUGCCUCCCCUUUCCUCCGCUUCAACGCUUCCCACAAUUGCACCACAGCUUUCUUCCAGGGUCACCCACUGACCUUGAGCGCUGCCUCCCAGCAGGCCGACCUCAUCAUUCCCUUCCCGGAGACAGACAACUGGUACCUCUCCCUGCAGCUCCUGUGCCUCAACAGCCCUGAGGACUGUGAGCAGACGAUGAUUCGUGUAGAGACCACCUUGCACCUGGUGCCCUGCUGGAAGGACUGUGGACCCUAUGGCCAGUGCCUCCUGCUCCGAAGGCACGGAUACCUGUAUGCAGGUUGCAGCUGCAAAGCAGGCUGGCAAGGCUGGAGCUGCACAGACAAUAGCACAGCCCAGACACUGGCCCAGCAGACGGCAGCUGUGCUGUUACUGACUCUGAGCAACCUGGUCUUCCUGGCCCCCAUCGCUGUCUCCAUCCAGCGGGGCUUUCUAGUGGAGACCUCGGUCUAUGCCUACACCAUGUUCUUCUCCACGUUCUACCAUGCCUGCGACCAGCCGGGGGAGACCGUGCUGUGCAUCUUGAACUACGACACACUCCAGUACUGUGACUUCCUGGGCUCCGUGGUGUCCAUCUGGGUCACUAUCCUUUGCAUGGCUCGGCUGAAGCCGGUCCUGAAAUACGUCCUGUUUCUCCUGGGUACACUGGUCAUCGCCAUGUCCCUACAGCUGGACCGCAGGGGUGCCUGGAACAUGAUGGGACCCUGCCUCUUUGCCCUUGUGGUCAUGGUCUCCAUGUGGAUGUCCCGCUGUGUACACCGACGCCACUGCUACCCCACCUCCUGGCAGCGCUGGGCCUUCUACCUGCUGCCUGGCAUCUCCAUGGCCACCAUGGCUGUGGCCAUCUACACUUUCAUGAUGACCAACGACAACUACUACUACACACACAGCCUCUGGCAUAUGCUGGUGGCCGGCAGCGCGGCCUUCCUGUUACCUCCAGCCAGCGAGCACGCCGAGCCUUGGGCCUGCAUGCAGCAGCUCCCGUGCCACUACCAGAUCUGCAGGAACGACCGCGAGGAGCUGUAUGCUGUGACGUGAGGGCCGGUGGGCAUCCCGGCACAGUGGGGAGAGAGACCCUACUCUGGCCCAAUUCCAAAAGAAUAAAAGUGCCCUGAGCAGCCUCCGGGUUCCAUCCUCCAGGGAGAUGGCCUCCGCUCUGCUGGUGUAGUGGGGCUCUUGGGCACUGCAGGCCAGGCCCCACCUGUCAGCGUCCACUAGGGCUAGAGCCCACAGGGACUGAGAUAGGCCUGGGGGGGGGGAGGUGUGAAAUGGGAGGGAGCACUCCCACUUCUUUAGCCCAGGGAGCUCAGAGCAGGCCACACUGUGUGCUAGCGCCUUUCUCUGCUGGGGGCACAGGAGUGCUGGGACAGCCCUAUGGUGACCAUGAGGCUUGGGCCCAGAGAUGAGCAGCCCACUCCCCUGAAAGAAUUGUGACCCCAGGAGUCACGGCUAGGGGGUGGGGCUGAGUGUUAGGCCCUCCUUAAGGGACAGCCUUAGACCACUAGUUUUGUUGAGCAGCAACCUGCCACUGACUGCGGGCUGUCUCCGUGGGCUGCCUCUGUCCCGCACCUGGUCGGGAAUCCUUUCCCCUCAGCCACCCCACAUUUGCCCACUAAAGCGACUUCCAGGCUUCUAAUGUAUAUUGUAUAUGAUGUAUAGAAUUAGUGUAUAUUGAAGUUUUUUCUGAAUCAAGGCAUUUUUAUGUAGCUCGUAUUUUGCUAUGACUGGUGAAUUUAAUAUAUUCUACAAUGAUUUCUCAAGCCAAA
This is a messenger RNA of Echinops telfairi (small Madagascar hedgehog), 2933 nucleotides long. It is a transcript of the gene PGAP6, whose product is annotated as post-glycosylphosphatidylinositol attachment to proteins 6. The record is from RefSeq and is a predicted model, not a curated record. The transcript is spliced from 12 exons. The coding region runs from base 1 to 2205 and encodes 734 amino acids. Gene Ontology annotation, cellular component: plasma membrane. Lineage: Eukaryota; Metazoa; Chordata; Mammalia; Afrosoricida; Tenrecidae.